UUCAGUCCUUGUUGCGUAUUCGACCGGCGGCAAUUUUCUCCGCGCGUGGCGUUCGUUUCUUGGUUGCUCGGUUUGCGGACGUUAGGAAAUUGAGGAAGAAAUGGCGAUGGCAACGAGCCAAGUCAAGGGCAGCGGAUGGCCACGGCGAGCGAGUAAUAGCUCAUUCGAGGGAAAAGUGGUGCAGAAUCAAUCUGUGACCAUCAACAGAACAGUUAAUCUUGCAGUCCCCGUGCAACUAAAAAGAACAGGCCUCAUAUAUCCUUUGACAAACUAUACAUUUGGAACAAAAGAGCCACUCUUCGAGAAAGAUCCAUCAGUACCAGCAAGGUUUCAGCGCAUGAGAGAUGAAUUCGACAAGAUCGGCAUGCGGAGAAGCGUAGAAGGCGUCUUAUUGGUGCACGAACACGGAUUACCGCACGUCCUUCUUCUGCAACUUGGCACAACAUUCUUCAAAUUACCUGGUGGAGAACUCAAUGCAGGAGAAGACGAGGUAGAGGGCCUAAAACGGCUCCUUACAGAGACCUUUGGACGACAGGAUGGGGUGAAGCAGGAAUGGGUUAUAGAGGACACGAUUGGCAACUGGUGGCGUCCAAAUUUCGAGCCUCCUCAAUAUCCAUAUGUACCUCCCCACAUUACAAAACCGAAGGAGCAUAAAAGAUUAUUUCUCGUCCAGUUGCAAGAGAAAGCUCUUUUUGCUGUACCGAAGAACUAUAAAUUAGUCGCCGCACCGUUAUUUGAAUUGUAUGAUAACUCGCAAGGAUACGGUCCCAUAAUUUCAUCUUUGCCACAGUCAUUGUGCAGAUUUAAUUUUAUCUAUAUGUGAAAUUAAGGAGAGUAAUAUCAGCAUUAACAAAACUAAGUUUAGCUUACAAGAAUUAUUUUAAGAACAAUAUAGAAUACAUGUGUGUAUAUGAGACUUUGAAUGAUUCCGGCACUUUUGUUGUAUGUACAAAUAUUGUGUAUGUACAAUUUACGGAAAAUUAUAAAUUAAAUCAUUUUUCAAAUAGUACUUAUCUGAUAGUCCAUUGUAUCAACCUUGGCAUGUAACUGUAAGUUAUUUUUAUCUCUAAUAAGGGGUCAGUUUUAAGUAUUAACAAUACUUAUGAAAUAUGACUUGUACUUUAUUUAUA
Messenger RNA from Harpegnathos saltator (Jerdon's jumping ant), 1130 nucleotides. RefSeq names its product cleavage and polyadenylation specificity factor subunit 5 (gene Cpsf5). The record is from RefSeq and is a predicted model, not a curated record. Gene Ontology annotation, molecular function: mRNA binding. Gene Ontology annotation, cellular component: mRNA cleavage factor complex. Bases 101 to 823 code for a protein of 240 amino acids. Gene Ontology annotation, biological process: mRNA 3'-end processing. The transcript is spliced from 7 exons. NCBI's taxonomy places the organism in Eukaryota, Metazoa, Arthropoda, Insecta, Hymenoptera, Formicidae.